Messenger RNA from Peromyscus leucopus (white-footed mouse), 775 nucleotides. RefSeq names its product F-box only protein 36-like. Bases 459 to 719 code for a protein of 86 amino acids. The transcript has 3 exons. Lineage: Eukaryota; Metazoa; Chordata; Mammalia; Rodentia; Cricetidae. The record is from RefSeq and is a predicted model, not a curated record.
GCUCCACUCCAGCCGGGGACUACUUUGCCCUAAGGCUCCGGCCUGCGGGAUCUUCCGCAGGACCAGCCCCGCUACCUAUUCACUGCCCAGCACAUCGCCCCUCCCUCCCCAGCGCUCUGACCCCGGUCGGCGAGCAGCCUCCAGUCUCCUUCCGAUCCCUUCAAGGGACCAGGAAGGGGACUGUGGCGCUCGGCUUGGUAUCCCUCCGCUGGGGUCACCCCCGCCCCUCCGCGCUAGCAGGAACUAAAUUCCACUUCGGGUCACCCAGGACCUGAUUGUAGAGAUUUCACAAAGCAGCCUGCCUUGUGGUCCCUGGUAAAGACAAUCACCACCCCAAGCUAAAACCCCCGCUGCCAACUCAAAAGCGGACUUCGCUUUGAACUGGGGCUGCGGCCCCCUGACCCCUGUCAAGCCCCGCCCCUUCCUGGUUGUCUUAGCGACGGCGGUGGCGUCCCAAGAUGGCGUCGUGGCUGCCGGAGACUCUGUUUGAAAUUGUAGGACAAGGCCCGGCGCCGAGCAAAGACUAUUACCAGUUGUUGAUCACCCGGUCUCAGAUCAUCUUUAGAUGGUGGAAGAUUUCUCUGAGAAGUGAGUUUCGGUCAGCAAAACCUGGAGAGACAAAGGAAACCCAUGAAGAUUUCUUAGAGAACUCUCAUCUUCAAGAGGACCCCAGGUCAGCUGCCAGCACCCAUGGAGGAGGGGCUAACAACUGCCUGUAACUCCAGCUUCAUGCAAUCCAUGACCUCUUCCGGCCUCUGUGAGCAACUGCACACAC